CCUUUGUGCAGACAGCGAGGCCCUUCUCGCGUUUUUCCCUCAGAGUUUGCGAGAGAGCGGAAAGAAGGAGAGAACCGAAAGGCAAGCAGUCGAGGUUAAGGAAACGGGCAGAGUGGAGAAGGUGCAGCAAGGAUUAGCUGCGUGUCCUGGGUGGGGGUACGAUUCCUGCAUGAAUAGAAGUUGGAUCCAGCCCUGAAGAUAAAGCAUAGACAAUGUGAAGCUCUGCUAGAGACAGUCUGAGCAGCCUGGACUGGGUGACUGUUCUCAUUUCUCCCAGUUAUCAUGAACCGUCUCAUCGAUGUCUGAGAGGUCCAACCUCCUCUCGUGGCUCACCGAGGGGUUCCUGGGUCGCACUCAAUGGACACAGUUAAACAGUGGAGCACUCACCUUCGUCAGCUGUGAUAACCCAAGAGAACCUCAUACUCCUGGAUUUGAGUGACAGCAAAUGAUUUGCAAUGGUGACAUGAAACGCAAGAGGGAAGAUUUUUAUUUUCUCAAGGCAGAAACAACCGGGCUACUUUAAAUCUCGGAAGAGGGAGGACAUAAAGCAUGAGUUUCCUGAGCAGACUGCGUCGGCUGUUUCGACAACUCACGUUGCAGGGAGUGCUUCUGUUACUCUUUGCCUUCUGCAUGGUUACUGUGUUCAUCUCCGCCUAUUACCUGUACAUCGGAACCAAGCAAGAGACGGAACUUUCCAGUGAAGUCCAGCGUCCUGACUGUGAUGACUCCAGAGUCACCCCAUCCAGGCUAUUCCCAACCAAGCCCAUGAAGGCAGUGGAUGUGUCUCGCACUGACCCUGUGGUCCUGGUCUUUGUUGAAAGCAUGUACACCCAACUGGGGCAGGAGAUAGUGGCCAUCCUGGAGACCAGUCGGUUCAAGUACCACACGGAGAUCGCGCCGGGCAAGGGUGACAUGCCCACAUUGACAGAUGAAGACAGAGGCCGCUUUGUCCUCGUUAUAUAUGAGAACAUUUUGAAGUAUGUGAAUCUGGAUGCUUGGAACAGGGAACUGCUCGAUAAGUACUGCAUCGAGUACAGUGUUGGCAUAAUUGGCUUCUUCAAAGCGAAUGAAAAUAGUUUGCUCAGUGCCCAGCUAAAGGGCUUCCCCCUGUACCUCCACUCUAACCUGGGCCUCAAAGACUGCAGCAUUAACCCCAAAUCACCGCUUCUGUACAUCACAAAAGCAAAGGAGGUAGAGAAGGGCUUCCUGCCGGGAGAUGACUGGACAGUUUUCCAGUCCAACCAUUCAACGUAUGAACCCGUUUUGCUCGCCAAGACCAAAUCCGCUGAGAACAUCCCACACAUGGAGGUGGAUGCUGCUCUCCAUACAACUGUAGUGCAGGACCUGGGACUCCACGAUGGCAUACAGCGAGUGCUGUUUGGAAACAACAUGAACUUCUGGCUCCACAAGCUUGUCUUUGUGGAUGCCGUCUCCUUUCUAACAGGGAAGAGAUUAUCUCUCCCGCUGGACAGGUAUAUUUUAGUGGACAUUGAUGAUAUCUUUGUUGGCAAAGAGGGAACCAGGAUGAAAGCAGAAGAUGUCAAGGCUCUCCUUGAAACCCAGAAGCAACUGCGAGUCCACAUUCCAAACUUCACCUUCAACCUGGGCUUCUCUGGAAAGUUCUAUUACACCGGGACCGAUGAGGAAGACCAAGGGGACAGUCUUCUCCUGGCCAAUGUGGACGAGUUCUGGUGGUUCCCUCACAUGUGGAGUCACAUGCAACCCCAUCUCUUCCACAACCAGUCAGUGCUGGCUGAGCAAAUGCUCCUCAACAAGCAGUUUGCGCUGGAGCAUGGUAUUCCCACUGACAUGGGCUACGCAGUGGCACCUCACCAUUCUGGAGUUUACCCCGUUCACAUCCAGCUCUACGAAGCCUGGAAGCAGGUCUGGGGGAUGAAAGUAACAAGUACAGAGGAAUACCCGCACUUGAAACCAGCUCGAUUCCGGCGAGGGUUCAGACACAAUGGCAUCAUGGUUCUGCCUCGUCAGACAUGUGGGCUUUUCACACACACGAUAUUCUACAGCGAAUAUCCCGGAGGGCCCAGAGAAUUGGAUAAGAUCAUUAAUGGAGGAGAGCUCUUCCUCACUGUUCUCCUUAACCCUAUAAGCAUCUUCAUGACACACCUGUCAAACUAUGGCAAUGAUCGCCUGGGUCUUUACACCUUUAAGAACCUCAUCAGCUUCGUGCAGUGCUGGACAAGCCUCAAACUACAGACUCUGCCACCUGUCCAGCUCGCACAGAAAUAUUUCCAACUGUUUCCUGAAGAGAAGGACCCCGUGUGGCAGGAUCCUUGCGAAGAUAAGAGGCACAAGGAUAUCUGGUCGAAAGAAAAGACAUGUGAUAGGCUUCCCAAACUACUUAUCAUUGGACCUCAAAAGUCAGGUACCACAGCUCUUUAUCUGUUCCUCACUAUGCACCCGGAUGUCACCAGCAAUUCUCCAAACCCCGAUAGCUUUGAGGAGUUGCAGUUCUUUAAUGGACCGAACUAUCAUAAGGGCAUUGACUGGUACAUGGAUUUUUUCCCUGUUCCGUCCAACACAAGCUCGGAUUUCUUCUUUGAGAAGAGUGCAAAUUACUUUGAUUCUGAGGUGGCCCCAAAACGGGCAGUGGCUCUGUUGCCAAAAGCUAAAAUUAUCACCAUUCUGAUCAAUCCCGCGGACCGAGCUUACUCCUGGUACCAGCAUCAGCGAGCUCACGAUGAUCCGGUGGCCUUGAAGUACAGUUUCUAUGAGGUUAUCACUGCCAGAGGGGACACAGUGCCAAAGCUAAGAUCUCUUCGGAAUCGUUGUCUCAUUCCAGGCUGGUACGCAACACACAUCGAGCGCUGGCUUAACCACUAUCAUGCCAACCAGAUUCUUGUUCUCGAUGGACAUCUGCUCCGAACAGAGCCCGCUGCAACAAUGGAAAAGGUGCAGAAGUUCCUUGGUCUCCGAAACAUUGCUGAUUAUCACAAGUUGCUGAUAUUUGAUCUGAAGAAAGGCUUCUGGUGUCAGCUGUUGGAUGGCAAUAAAUCAAAGUGCCUGGGGAAAAGUAAAGGCCGGAGGUACCCAGAGAUGGACAGUGAUUCAAGAGCUUUUUUACGCGAGUACUACAGAGAUUCCAACAUUGAGCUUUCGAAGCUGUUGUAUAAACUGGGACAGAGCCUGCCCACGUGGCUGAGAGAGGAACUUCAGAACAACAGGUAGCUGUACGCCAGGAAACAAAGGACAAAGUUGUGCAUCUGUGCUUCCAGCGGCUCUUCUCUGAGAUCAAGCCAACAUUUCUGUCUCAUUGUCAUUCAUUUAUUAAAGGCCUGGUCGAUUCCUCAUCCUUCUAAGCACUGAUUGGGUCUCCAGAGACAGUUGAAGCAUUCAGCAUUGCUGGUGGUUUAUUAGCCCUGCGGGGAGGCCUAUGCUUGUUAGAUAAGCGCUGACUGGAAGCUUGUGAAGAGCAUUGUUUAUUUUCAUCUCGGGGCUGUGGCAGCUUCCCCAGGAGGAGCAGAAGAGAGUGAAGACUGUUAGCAAUAAUUGGUUCCUCACGGCAUAGCUGGAGUUCAGGCCAAACCUAUAUUCACUCCUCCUGAAGUGCUGCAGCACAGAACCAUUACUCAGCUUCCACCAGCUCUCAGGAGAGGUCGGUCUCUUAUUUUUAUGAUCGCGAAGUGUUGAACUCUUCCUCACAACAGUCACGAGGAAUAGGAUGUUGGAAGGGAGGUCUCUGUCAUUCCGCUUGACUCAACAAAUGGCUCAGAAAGACAGCACCUUCUGAGAGUUGCUUUUGACUGGUUCUCUUGGGAGCUUUGAUAUUGAAUAGUUCACUGGGUUUUCUUCAAGAAACAAUUGAACACAGCUUCUACCAAACAGCACAAAGCUGGCAGUCAGGUGAACCAGACUAGAAGCCAGCUCCUUCCAUCAAGGACCAGCAAAUAAGACGGUCACUUUUGCGAAGUACAACCAGACUUGCAUAAAGAAGCAAUUCAGAAUGACCACAUUGUCCUACCAUUGUAGAUGAUGUCUAAGCAGAAAGCCACCCCCCUCCCCCUUCCUUGCCUCUGGAUUACAUUUAUUAAGGGGCACAUCACUUUUCUAUACAAACACUUUCACAGAACGCUGUUGGAAAUGGUACAAGUUCAGUUGGCCACAUUGGCAACCCUAGGGUAGGGUACUGCUUAAUUAAAAUGAAUACAAUUCAGAUUUCCAGUACGUUGAAGGCUGGUACAUGUAAUUAUAUCGUGUCUCUAUAUUCUUUCAUGCAACAUGGGCUAGGACAAUGAUUCUUGUCCAUCCCUAAUUGGCUAAAGGGCCAUUAAGAGUCAACUACAUUGAUGUGGAGUUGGAGGGCAGACCAUGUAAGGAUGACAAUUUCAGUUCCCUGAAGGGCAUUCAUGAACCAGAUAAAUUUUCCUAACAAUGGCUUUGUGUUCACCAUUAUACUAAUAAUUCCAGGUUUCGAUUAAAUUCAAUAUCCAUCAUCUGCCAAUGGUGAGAUUUGAAUCCUGAGCUGCAGAACAUUACCUGGAUCUCUGGACUAAUGGUCUAGCGAUAAUACCAUUAGGCCAUCACAUUUUAUUGGAUGUGUUCUCCACUCUUAGUCAAAGAGUCGGAGAGUUAAACAGCAUAGAAACUGUCACUUCGCUCCAGCUUGUCCAUAUCAAUCAGAUAUCCCAACCUAAUCUAGUCCCACCUGCCAGCACUUGGCCGAUAUCCCUCCAAACCCUUCCUAUUCAUAUACCCAUCCAGAAGCCUUUUAAAUGUUUCAAUUGUACCAGCCUCCACCACUUCCUCUGGCACCUUGUUCCAGGCACACACCUCACCCUCUUCCCCUCAGGUCCCUUUUAAAGCUUUCUUGUCUCACCCUAAAACUAUGUCCUCUAGGUUUGGACUCCCCUCCUCU
Molecule: messenger RNA, 4873 nt
Organism: Chiloscyllium plagiosum (whitespotted bambooshark)
Lineage: Eukaryota; Metazoa; Chordata; Chondrichthyes; Orectolobiformes; Hemiscylliidae
Gene: ndst1b
Product: N-deacetylase/N-sulfotransferase (heparan glucosaminyl) 1b
Cellular component (GO): Golgi apparatus
Molecular function (GO): heparan sulfate N-sulfotransferase activity; deacetylase activity; hydrolase activity
Source: RefSeq, a predicted model, not a curated record